This is a messenger RNA of Saimiri boliviensis boliviensis (Bolivian squirrel monkey), 1629 nucleotides long. The record is from RefSeq and is a predicted model, not a curated record. Lineage: Eukaryota; Metazoa; Chordata; Mammalia; Primates; Cebidae.
GGGCGGGGGCGGUGCUUUGUGUGCGGCCCGCGGGGCGCGCGGCGGUGUGGGCGUGCCACGGGCGGCGGGCGCCGCGGUCGGACGGGCGGGCGCGCGGCAGCAUGGAGGAGCUGAGCAGCCUGGGCGAGCAGGUCUUCGCCGCCGAGUGCAUCCUGAGCAAGCGGCUCCGCAAGGGCAAGCUGGAGUACCUGGUCAAGUGGCGCGGCUGGUCCUCCAAGGAACACGAGAAGGAGGUGCAGAACCGGAAGAGAGGCAAGAGGCCGAGGGGCCGGCCGAGGAAGCUCACUGCCAUGUCCUGCAGCCGGCGUGCCAAGCUCAAGGAACCCGAUGCUCCCUCCAAAUCCAAGUCUAGCAGUUCCUCCUUCUCCACGUCGUCGUCCUCUUCCUCAGAUGAAGAGGAUGACAGUGACUUAGAUGCCAAGAGGGGUCCCCGGGGCCGGGAGACCCACCCAGUGCCUCAGAAGAAGGCCCAGAUCCUGGUGGCCAAACCCGAGCUGAAGGACCCCAUCCGGAAGAAACGAGGCCACAAGCCCCUGCCUCCGGAGCAGAAGGCAACCCGGAGACCCGUGAGCCUGGCCAAGGUGCUGAAGACAGCCCGGAAGGACCUGGGGGCCCCGGCCAGCAAGCUGCCCCCUCCACUCAGCGCCCCCGUGGCAGGCCUGGCAGCUCUGAAGGCCCAUGCCAAGGAGGCCUGCAGCAGCCCAAGCACCAUGGCCACCCCAGAGAACCUGGCCAGCUUGAUGAAGGGCAUGGCCAGCAGCCCCGGCCGCGGUGGCAUCAGCUGGCAGAGCUCCAUCGUGCACUACAUGAACCGAAUGACCCAGAGCCAGGCUCAGGCUGCCAGCAGGUUGGCACUCAAGGCCCAGGCCACCAACAAGUAUGGCCUCGGGCUGGACCUGAAGGUGAGGACGCAGAAAGGGGAGCUGGGAAUGAGCCCUCCAGGAAGCAAAAUCCCAAAGGCCCCCAGUAGCGGGGCUGUCGAGCAGAAAGCCGGGAGCACUGGGGGGCCCCCACACACCCAUGGCGCCAGCAGGAUCCCUGCCGGGUGCCCAGGCCCCCAGCCAGCCCCCACCCAGGAGCUGAGCUUCCAGAUCUUAGACUUACAGAGUGUCAAGAAUGGCAUGCCUGGGGCGGGUCUGCUCGCCCGCCACGCCACCGCCACCAAGGGUGUCCCGGCCACCAACCCAGCCCCUGGGAAGGGCACUGGGGGUGGCUCCAUCGGGGGCAGCGGGGCCACCAUGCCCACCGACACCAGCAAAAGUGAGAAGCUGGCUUCCAGAGCAGCGGCGCUGCCCACCCCUGCCGGCAAGAGGGACUGUGUCAAGGGCAGUGCCACCCCCAGUGGGAAGGAGAGCCUCUCGGCCCCCGGAGAAGCCCUCAAGGCGGCCGCGCUGCCCGAGAUGAGUGCAGGCGAGGAAAGCAGCAGCUCUGACUCCGACCCUGACUCCACCUCACCGCCCAGCGCCGGGCAGAACCCGUCAGUGUCGGUUUGGACCAGCCAGGACUGGAAGCCCCCCCGCAGCCUCAUCGAGCACGUCUUUGUCACCGACGUCACCGCCAACCUCAUCACCGUCACAGUGAAGGAGUCUCCCACCAGCGUGGGCUUCUUCAACCUGAGGCAUUACUGAA